Sycon ciliatum is the source of this 2130-nucleotide messenger RNA. Its product is annotated as CUB and sushi domain-containing protein 1-like. The record is from RefSeq and is a predicted model, not a curated record. The transcript has 8 exons. The coding region runs from base 1 to 2130 and encodes 709 amino acids. NCBI's taxonomy places the organism in Eukaryota, Metazoa, Porifera, Calcarea, Leucosolenida, Sycettidae.
AUGUUCCAGUGGACACGCAUUGUGUGCAAUGGCACGUUACCGGCGGGUGGUGCCAAUGCGGUCCGUACCGGCGCCGGGAAUCUGUUCGGCGACACGCAUCGUUACGCAUGCCCGACGGGGUUCACGUGGUCGAGUACAUCCGCCGAACUCCGUGUGGAGUGCCUACACACUGGCCUGUGGUCCCGCACUGUCCCGGACUGCUACCCGGUGGCUUGCCCUCGCCUCGCAGCACCCAGCAACGGGGCGCUGAGCACGGACACCGGCAUCUAUACAAACAUCUCCACUGGUCAGUGUAGCACAGGCUAUGAGGUUAUCGCCGGUGAUCUAAGUCGCACCUGCCAGGCGGACGGCACCUGGUCCGGCUCGAACCUGGUCUGCACGCGGGUACGAUGUCCCGGGCUGGCUCCCCCGGCCAAUGGCGGGUUUGGCCAGUUUGACGGCGAUCAGUAUGGCGAUACAGUGGUGGUGUUCUGUGAUGCUGGCUACGAACUGAACACGCCGGUGGAGUCCACACUGCGCUGUCAGGCUAAUCGCACCUGGACCACAUCUCUCUUAUCGUGUAAACGUGUAACAUGUCCUGUGCCAGAUCAACCUCUAUACAUACCCUCUACCCCCGCACUCUCCACCACCACCGCACCGACUACCACACAAUACGACUAUGGCGCUGUGUAUGCAUACCACUGUGCGGCCGGCUUUCAGCUGCUGGGCAUUCAGAACGUCAUGUGCACGCAGGCCAGUAACUGGACUAGCCUGCCGCCUACGUGUCAAGCUGUCACCUGUGAUAUAUCUACACUGCCAUCCCUGCCCAAUGGUAACCAUGACAGCACUGGCAUGGCAACCAUCCAGUAUGGUGGUCAGGUGACCUGGUCAUGUGACAUGGGUUAUGAGCUGGUUGGUAGUGCAGUGCAGCGCUGUGUGCAGGCAGCCAACAUGCCUGGUCAUCUGGAUGUGGAUGCUCCAAACUGUACAAGAGUACAUUGCCCUGUCUAUCCUAGUGUACGGAAUGCAGCAGUGGUGCCCGUCAAGACCGACUAUCGCUUCCAGGACUCGAUUUCCAUCACGUGCCUCGACAAUCACGAAAUCAGCAAUGACGUCGUAAACGCCACGGCUACUUGUCUCGCCAACAUGACAUGGUCAGUGAUUGUUCCGGACUGUCGGCUCAUCGACUGCGGCACGAUUCCAAGCAUCCCGUUUGCCGAUCACCAUGGCAACGCUACGACCUUCGGCAGUGUCGUCACCUACACGUGCCACCCCGGUUACAAUAUCACUGCCGGUGCAGCCAUGAUCAGUUGCCAUGGAGACAAGACCUGGAGCAGUAGCCAGCCGACGUGUACAAGAAUCACAUGUCUUGCACCAUCACCAUUAUCACCAGAAUCUCUAGUAACACCAAUGUUGUCAGUGUAUGACUGGAAUACCACUGUAGAGUAUUCAUGUCAAGUGGGAUACCUGCUCACUACACCCUCCAUUACACACGCACAGUGCGAUAGUGAUGGUUUGUUUACUGUGGAACAUCCCGGCUGUCAUAUUGUCCAAUGUCCAGUCCUGGCUACAGACAAUGGUGUGUACUCGCACUCACGGGCAGUGUACAUGGACAACGUUACUCUAACGUGUGACGUGGGUUAUGAACUGCAGCCGCAGGUCUACACUGUUGAGUUUCGAUGCCUGGCGACGGGAAGUUUCUCUCUGUCUCCUCUGCCGACGUGUGCCAAGAUCUCGUGUGGGCCGCUGCAGCCAAUACAGAAUGCUACGGUGCUGGCUAGUGCAGCUCUGUUUGGCUCUCAGGUCCGUGCGAACUGCAACUAUGGCUUCGUAGCGGCAGGCAGCGUAUUGUCUGCUUCCUUUACGUGUACUCAGAACACCAGUGCUGUGUCAAACCGGUCUUAUCACUGGCGAGCGGACGGCAUUGAUAUUCGUACUGCAGGCUGCAUGCCAGUGGAGUGUGCCCAGCCGUCUACCAUCUCCAACUUCAUGUACUUGCAAUCUAUCCAGUUUCCAGUUCUGUUCGGCUCAGUUCUGAACGGUAGUUGUAAUCUUGGCUAUGAGCUAACCGGUGGUGAUCUUGUUCGUAGUUGUGUAGUUGAUGUUAGUAAUAAUGGUGUUGGUAUGUUGACUGGCAAUGUUCCUCUAUGA